AAGAUGUACGCGAUACUAAUUACAACAACGACGAUGCAGAAGAUGUACGCAAUACUAAUCACAACAACGACGAUGCAGAAGAUGUACGCAAUACUAAUCACAACAACGACGAUGUAGAAGAUGUACGCAAUACUAAUCACAACAACGACGAUGUAGAAGAAGAACCUGAUAAGCAGUCCGAAGGUGAUGCUUACAUGUUCAACAACCAUAUAGAUGAAUUUACUGAUAAUAUAUCAAAUAAUAAUCAUGAAACUGAAUACAACGGAUUCG
Molecule: messenger RNA, 270 nt
Organism: Paraglomus brasilianum
Lineage: Eukaryota; Fungi; Glomeromycota; Glomeromycetes; Paraglomerales; Paraglomeraceae
Source: the annotation of a GenBank genome assembly